UUGAUUUUAUGUUCUACCUGAUACAACUCGCCAUGAUUAUGAUGGCAAAUCUAAGUAAAAAUCUAUAUUUCUUCAGACCGGUCUAAUUCUGAUUGACAUUCUCUAUUACUCUGGCUGUGUUGUAGAUAUAUUCAUGCAUGUAGGUGUUUCAGGAUUCUUAAUAUUUCUUAGCUUUUAUCUUUAGAAGCUCUACAUCUGGGUUUGCCAUGGAAGAUGAAGAAACAAGGGAACUUUUUAAACCAUGCAGGAUGUGCUAUCAGAAAUGUUUUAGAAUUCAUGGUAAAUACCAUGAGAUAGAGUGCUUUGAUGGGUGUGUUUCCUUCUUCAAAGUUAUGCUUGGAGACUUUACAGAAAGACUGAGCAUUCCGCCUGCAUUUGAUUCACAGUUUAUAUAUGAGAGGGAGCAACAUAUGGUGUUGCAAGGCCCAAGUGGGCAGGAGUGGGAUGUACAAUUAUUGGGUGCAAACACUACCCUGGAAUUCCGACAUGGGUGGGAAAAUUUUGUGCAUUAUCAUGGGCUGAAAUUGGGAGAUUUUGUUGUGUUCAAGUAUAUAUCUAAGCUGUGCUUGAAGGUUCAGAUAUUUGAAAAAAGUGGAUGUGAGAAAGAUAUCAGCUCAGAAAACCAACAUUGAUUUAGAUGAGAGAUGCCCUGAUCAACCAAUGUUGUUGAUUUAUUUGGUUUGUGAUGAGGAAAAGAAUGAUACAGCUGAACCAACUCCUGAAAAUCGAAGGAGGAAGAAGAAAACGAAAUCUAAGCUUAUAGGUAAGCAAAAGUUUAGUCCAGAAGUACUCAACUUGUUAAAUUUGUAAGCUCCAUAAUUUAUUUUUUCUUUUUAUAGUAGGCAUAUAGAUUUUAUUCUUAUUAGGAGAAUUGGUACAACAAGAAAGUUAAUUUGAUUGCAGGCCAUUCAUCCAAGAAAUAUGGGCACCUUUUAUCCUCUCAAAAGCACAUAGCAAUGGAGAUUGCUGCUCCUUUCGAGUCAGAUAAACCCUUCUAUAAAAUGGUUAUGAAAUCAUGGAAUGUAAAUGACCCACACAUGCUAGUGAGAUCAAAUUCUCUUCUUCUUUUUGGUUAUAUAUAUUUUAGCAUUUCAUAGAAA
Messenger RNA from Cryptomeria japonica (Japanese cedar), 1100 nucleotides. Its product is annotated as B3 domain-containing protein Os01g0905400-like. NCBI's taxonomy places the organism in Eukaryota, Viridiplantae, Streptophyta, Pinopsida, Cupressales, Cupressaceae. Bases 207 to 632 code for a protein of 141 amino acids. The record is from RefSeq and is a predicted model, not a curated record. Gene Ontology annotation, molecular function: DNA binding. The transcript has 2 exons.